GUUGAAGCAAAAACGACAGACUCCUCGAAACUAUCAGGGCAAAAUGGAUAUAUAAGGGUGUCCUUCUCCUCACCUCAACCAUCUUAUCUCAUCACUCAUUCACUCUUCACUACUCAGCUCAACAACCUAAUCUACUCUUCACUACUCUCUUUUCGAGACCAACUCUCCCAACUCAUCAAAAUGCAGUUCUCCAUCAUCGCUCUCCUCGCCGUUGCCACCGGUGCUCUUGCUGUUCCCGGCAAGCCUUCUAAGCCCCAGAAGCCCGAGAAGCCCGCUCCUCCCACCCAAAUCAACGUCCAGACCUGCGGCAACGAGCAGUCUCUCUACUGCUGCAAUAGCGAUGGUCAUGGCGAAGAGGUCAAGUGCGAGUCCUUCUCCAACGGCGGAGUUGGCGGCAACUGCAACGGUAUCCAGAUGUGCUGCAACAACAACCAAGGUUCUCAGGGCUGCUCCUUCGCCGUUGGCGGUGGCGUCAUCAUCGUCGGAGACGGCAAGAAGCACUGGUAA
This is a messenger RNA of Fusarium keratoplasticum, 507 nucleotides long. RefSeq lists its product as uncharacterized. The record is from RefSeq and is a predicted model, not a curated record. The transcript has 2 exons. NCBI's taxonomy places the organism in Eukaryota, Fungi, Ascomycota, Sordariomycetes, Hypocreales, Nectriaceae. Bases 181 to 507 code for a protein of 108 amino acids.